Messenger RNA from Haliotis rufescens (red abalone), 2982 nucleotides. RefSeq lists its product as uncharacterized. The record is from RefSeq and is a predicted model, not a curated record. The transcript is spliced from 24 exons. Bases 76 to 2922 code for a protein of 948 amino acids. Lineage: Eukaryota; Metazoa; Mollusca; Gastropoda; Lepetellida; Haliotidae.
GUCGUUCCCACGGCCAUUUAACCUCUACUUGACAAUCGUCCACGUGCCUUAUUCGUCUUUCUGCUUCCGUUCACUAUGGGAUUCGGUAUUUUUUUUACACUUGUAUUCAUCGCUGUGGGCUAUUGUUUGGAGUGUCCGAAAUGUCAUUUUGCACGCAACACCAAUGAAUGUGUGCUCCAUAAUGAGACCUGCAGUAACUUUGAAGACGAGUGUAUCGGCAGAGUGGACGAGUGGAAGAUCACUAUGGGAUGCGGAACAGCAAAGAGGUGCGCUUAUGAAGCUCUCCAGGCCAAUGUGGACUGUCGGGGCACCAAGGCUCUAGGGGCAAGUGACAAAUGCGUCGUGUGCUGCACGGGGGACACGUGCUUCCAGCGGCUCGACCACGUACAGAAAGCACUCGACCUGGUGCCCAAGGUCCUUCACUGUCCAAUUUGCAAUGACGAGGCGGAUCCCCAGAACUGUCUUGAUAAUAUACAACCCUGCCACGCUACUUCCCUGACAUGUGAAGUAGUCAAGCAAAGGGGGCGGUACUCUUCGAAAUGUGCAGUCAACAGCACGUGUAUGCACGACCACAAGAGGCACCCCGGCACCCCUGACUGUCUCCACGACCCCCGCCUCUGCAGCGUGUGCUGCAACGACUUCUCCUGCCUGGAGUACAUCCUGGGGGUGCCUCCGACCUCGCCAUUCAUUACCCCGGGGAUUGUGCCAGGAGGACACAACUCUACCACACCCACACCUACAGCAUCGUCCAAUCCACUGACGGAGCCACCGUUAACGACGUGUCGGGACGACACUCUGUUCCCGUGUCAUACUGCAGUAGGUGCCGCCUGUACCGACCCCGACAUCUCCGUUAAGUUCUGCCCCCGUUCCUGUGGAGCCUGCCAAGCGGCACCUACAUCUGCUGUAACGAUGCCUCCUACGGCAACGACACAGGCGUUAACUUCAGAGGCGGCAACAAAACUGGCUACCGCUACAGACGCGGCAACAACAAUCUCGGCAAUGACACAGGCGGCAACCACAGACGCGGCAACUACAACUACAACUACACCAAGACCCCCACAACCUCUUCAGUGUCCUUCCUGUGACCAUGUUGGCAACAUCCACGACUGCCUCACCAAAACAACAACCUGUCACCACAGCAACGACAUUUGCAAGAUUUCAGUUUCUAAAUGGCACAUCAAGUCGGAAUGUAAAGCUGCUUUCGAUUGCAGUUCUGAGAGCAUCCGUUCCAGCAUCAACUGCACGGGCGGUGUCCAGUUCGGCCCUUCCGAUAGAUGUACUGUGUGUUGUACCGGCGACGAGUGUCGCACCUCAUUGAUGCAAAUUCAAAAAGGGUUUGACGCUAUUCCGAAUGUCCUCCACUGCCCGCACUGUAAGCACGAAAGCGAUCCUCAGAAAUGUAUUGACACCUUUGAACCGUGCGAUAGUCAUCAUGGGACGUGCGAGCUGACUCUGGAGCAUGGCUUGUUUUCUGCCAAAUGCGAGAGCAAUGAACACUGUCUCCAUGACUUCAACCGACACCCCGGCGUGGCAGACUGCGACAGCAACACUGGGAAAUGUACGACCUGUUGCCAUGACUACGCAUGUGUCAAUCGGACAUUAAGCUUGCAGACCACGCCCCUUCCACAGACAACCGCAUCAGGGUCAACAGCAAUGGCUCCUGCGUCAUCCACUCCAGCGGCCGUGGCGACUACGCCGACAGCAGUCACUACAUGUAAAGACAAAGACCUGUUCCCUUGCCAGGUUUCUGCUAGUGCCACCGCAUGCGGAGAUGCCGCCUUUGCCAGCGAAUUUUGCCCUCUCACCUGUGGUGUCUGCAAAGUGACAGAUGUGCCUACCACGGCAGCCGCCACCACACGCGUCCCGAAGGGGAUGUGUAGGGACUCCACUCUGUACCCCUGCCUCCUGAACAUCGCAAGCACCUGCCCAGAUCCCGACCUGGCCCUACUCUUCUGUCCUUUAACAUGCGGCCUGUGUGAAGCGGGAACGGACAUGACGUCACCAGCCACCUCACCUGUGGUUACGGGGUCACCGGUAACAGGAGUUGUGCCCAGCCAGCCCAGCCUGAUGUGUCCAGUCUGUAACAACGCCGGCAACGCCCACGAGUGUCUGGGUCAGACACGUGCCUGCACCAGCCAUCAAGAUGUGUGCAUGGUGACGAUGAAGGAGUGGCGGAUCACCGCAGGAUGCUCCCAAACCAAGUACUGCGAAUUCCAACAAACACACCGGAGCUCCACCAACUGCACCGGCGGUCGUGCAUACGGCCCCACCGACAAGUGCCAUGUCUGCUGCACGGGGGAUCAAUGCAAACAGGACUUAAACCUUAUUGAGAAAAGUCUUGAGAGCAUCCCCAGCGUCCUGCACUGCCCUAGCUGUAGAGAUGAAGCUGAUCCCCAACUGUGCCUCGAUUACUCGGAAGCUUGUCUACCGUCGGCCAUUAAUUGCCGUAUCAGCAAAACUAAUGGCCGUUACUCCGCAGAGUGUAACUCGGAUCAAAGCUUGUGCAAUGCCGGUAACCCUGUGACCGACUGCCUUGAUAACAGCACCCAGCCAUGUCAAACCUGCUGUUUUACUGGAGACUGUGUCAGGCAGUCCUUAAGCAAGCCGACAGCAGUGCCCGUAUUGACCGUCCCGGCGGACUGUAAGGAUGACCCGACCUUCCCGUGUGUCCAGUCAGCCGCCUCAGUCUGUGGUGACCCAGACUUCUCGCGCCAGACCUGCCCCAGCACGUGCGGACACUGUGGGGGGUCCACCAUGGCCUUCACGACACGUAACACCAGCCCCGAGCUCUCUACGAACCCGGCCGUUACGAUCAACGUCCCUUGCAUAGACGACCCUACCUUCCCCUGCACCACUGCCAACAUCUGCGACGACGUGGACUUCGCACAUCAGACUUGCCCUAAGACGUGUGGACAUUGUUAGACAAGGCUUGGUGUCAAGUGGGAUAAAAGUAAAGCCAGUAAUAAAAACAACAUACAUUUC